GGCGCGCCGCUCCCAGGCGUCCUCGCAAGGUCGCUCUGCCCCGCGGGAGCGCGCGUCAGUGACCGGUCCCAGGUCCGGGGGGCGCGCCGUUUCCUCCUGGGGUACCAGCGGCGACAUGACGGGGUACACGCCCGAUGAGAAACUGCGGCUGCAGCAGCUGCGAGAACUGAGGCGGCGAUGGCUGAAGGACCAGGAGCUGAGCCCCCGGGAGCCGGUGCUGCCCCCGCAGAGGUUGUGGCCUGUGGAGAGAUUCUGGAACAAGUUUCUGCAGGACCCGGCCCCCUGGAAGAACCUGGUCUAUAAGACGUACCGACACAGUUUCCUUAUUUUUACUCAUGUACUUAUACCUGCCUGGAUUAUUCAUUAUCAUUUAAAAUAUCAUGUGGCUACAAAACCAUAUGGCAUGGUUGAAAGGAAGCCCAGAAUAUUCCCAGGUGAUAUAAUUCUGGAGACUGGAGAAGUAAUUCCACCAAUGAAAGAAUUUCCUGAUCAACAUCAUUGAAGAUUAAUUUAAAAUUUCAAAGGCAUAUGAACCUAAGUUUUGUUGCUACAUUACCAUAUUUACUGACUAUAUUCUCUGGAAAAGGAACUUUAAUAAAGUUUACUCUCGGA
Messenger RNA from Myotis daubentonii (Daubenton's bat), 612 nucleotides. It is a transcript of the gene NDUFB6, whose product is annotated as NADH:ubiquinone oxidoreductase subunit B6. Gene Ontology annotation, cellular component: respiratory chain complex I. Gene Ontology annotation, biological process: mitochondrial electron transport, NADH to ubiquinone; mitochondrial ATP synthesis coupled electron transport. The record is from RefSeq and is a predicted model, not a curated record. Lineage: Eukaryota; Metazoa; Chordata; Mammalia; Chiroptera; Vespertilionidae.